Messenger RNA from Micropterus salmoides (largemouth bass), 8739 nucleotides. Its product is annotated as phospholipid-transporting ATPase ABCA1-like. The coding region runs from base 393 to 7124 and encodes 2243 amino acids. Gene Ontology annotation, molecular function: ATP hydrolysis activity; ABC-type transporter activity; lipid carrier activity. Gene Ontology annotation, cellular component: membrane; intracellular membrane-bounded organelle. NCBI's taxonomy places the organism in Eukaryota, Metazoa, Chordata, Actinopteri, Centrarchiformes, Centrarchidae. The transcript has 50 exons. Gene Ontology annotation, biological process: lipid transport; transmembrane transport. The record is from RefSeq and is a predicted model, not a curated record.
UCAGGUGACUAAGACAGGGCUACAAGAAGCAGGCAUGUGUGUUCAGGGCUAAGCUUAAGGGAACGCACUGUGUAAUGUACACCACCUGUGUGCUUCCCGGCUGCGGUAUUCCUGUGGCUACGGUCCCUACUACCGGCUCAGCAGAGGUCAUUUGCAUAUUUUGUACCUGUAGGUAAAAGGGGAGUGUGUGUGUGAGAGAGAGAGGGAGAUAGAGGAAGAGAGAUGGUAAAAGCGUAGCUUUUUGUGUGAGUCAUAAGUGCCGGCAGUUAAAACUGUCCAUCUUUAGGCCCCGAGAUGUGCUGAGGGGUGAAAACCAAACAGCUUGGAGGGUUUAUUAAGUGGGCCAGUUGCCAUAGUGACGCUUUGGCAGGAUAUUGCCAGGAUAAGCCGUAAUGGGUCUCCUGACGCAGUUCACUCUGCUCCUGUGGAAGAACUUCACUCUCCGGAAGAGACAAAAGGUGCGGCUGGUGAUUGAAGUGCUAUGGCCUCUGUUCCUCUUUUUCAUACUGGUGUGGGUGCGUUCCAACAAUAAGCCGCUAUACAAAGGCCAAUGCCAUUACCCAAAUAAAGCCAUGCCAUCGGCUGGCGUGCUGCCCUGGCUGCAAGGUAUGAUGUGUAACAUCAACAAUCCCUGUUUGAACUAUCCAACGCCGGGGGAGACACCAGGCCAAGUCAACAACUUCAACAACUCCAUAAUUGCUGGGAUGUUAAUAGAGCUGCAAACCCUCCUGGUGAACAGAUCUAUUCUCAGCAAGGCGCGGUUGCUGGCAGAUGACCUCGACCAGUGGGCUUCUGUCCUGCCACAGACUAACCCUGGCAAUGUGGUCCUGAGGAGUAUUUUGAGAGACAAUGAAACAUUCUCCGCUCAUCUGAAAGGAAAUUUGUCAGUGCCACCAGCAGUGGUCCAAAGCCUCAUGAAUGCAGAGAUUCACUUUAAUCCAAUGAUGGGCAUCCUGAGGCCUGGCAACCUGAGGAGCAUCAUGUGUGAAGGGACGGCUCUGGAUGAGUAUGUCCAAUUUAGCAGCCAAGCUGAAAAGGAGGCUUUUCAGAAUGUCAGCUGCUUGCGCACUCCAGAGCAGCUGAUCAACACCCAGCAAGUACUCCUGCAAAACCUGGAUGCGAGGAAAGUGCUUUCUAAGCUACCUUCAGCACUGGCUCUGAAUCCAGCAGAUGCAGCGAAGCUGAUUGGGAAAACCACUCAAGAUGCUUUACCAGUGAUUGAGGAGAUGGCCAGGUUACAGAACUCCAUGAUCUUUAAGGCUGCUAGUUCACUGGAUUUUCAAAGGGACAUGAUUGGCAGUAUCAAUAUGCUACUGUGUGAAAAGCAGUCUGACUUCAAUUCCACCAAUAUGACCAUCAGUUUCCGCUCACCUAGACAGAUGGCUAACAACAGGUCAAACUUCAUUAUGAGCAACAGUUCUGAUGCUUUUUGUCAGACUCUCGUUGACACCCUGGAGGGCACACCUGGUCUGCGCUAUGUUUGGAGAACCUUCAAGCCAUUACUACAAGGGAAAGUCCUCUAUACACCUGAUACACCUGCUGCUCGCCUCAUGGUGAAAGAGGCAAAUAGCACAUUCAACGCUUUGGGUAUGCUGAAAGAGCUCGCUGAUUUGUGGGAUGAACUAGGGCCACGUGUCCGGGAUUUCCUUCAAAAUAGCUCUCAAGUCAAUUCAGUACGGGCUCUGCUGGCGAAUCCAUUGUUUGCUGCUGUCCUCAACCAGCGUCUCAACGGCACAGGAUGGACUGCCGAGCUGCUUGCCAACUCCCUAUACAACGGGCCUCCAGAAGAUCGUCCACCUGGCAUGCCAUCCUACGACUGGCGGGAUGUUUACAACACCGCUACCCAAACCCUAAAGCUUCUCUCCAACUUCCUUGGUUGUUUAGACCUGAAUAAGUUUGAGGCAGCCCCCACUGAAGGCCAUCUGGUGAGGAAAGCACUGGAGCUUCUGAAGAAUGGUACGUAUUGGGCAAGUGUUGUCUUUGAAAACCUCCAGCCUGGUUCCAGCCGUCCCCCUCCUUAUGUCAAAUACAAAAUUCGCAUGGACAUCGAUGAGGCAGAGCGUAGCAACAAAGUGAAAGAGAGGUCAUGGUCUCCUGGGGCCCGAGACAACUCCUUUAACGACCUGCGCUAUAUAUGGGGAGGCUUCGCCUACCUGCAGGAUAUGAUGGACCAUGGAAUUAUACGAGUGCAAACGUCAAAGACCCAACCCCUUGGCGUAUAUGCCCAGCAAAUGCCAUACCCUUGCUUCGUGGAUGACGUCUUCGUCCAGAGUAUUGGAGGCAUCCUGCCCAUGUUCCUGGUUCUUGCCUUCAUGUACACUGUGUGCAUGACCAUCAAAGGCCUGGUGCUGGAGAAAGAACUGCGGCUCAAGGAAGUGUUGCGUGCUGUGGGCAUUCAAAACAUUGCCCUUUGGUCUGCAAGGUUCACAGAGAACAUUGUUCUGCUCACAAUACCCUGUGGUCUCAUAAGUAUCUUGGUCAAGUAUGGCAAAGUGCUGCAGUACAGCGACCCCUCAGUAAUCUUUGUCUUCCUGCUGGUGUUCUGCCUGGCCACCAUCACUCAGUGCUUCUUCAUUAGCGUCUUCUUCUCUAAGGCCAACUUAGCAGCGGCGUGCGGCGGCCUCAUCUACUUUGUCCUCUACCUGCCGCACAUCCUUUGCUACGCCUGGAGGGACGUCAUGGGUUUCCGGGCCAAGGUUGCAGUUAGCUUAUUGUCAUGCGUGGCCUUUGGCUAUGGCUGCGAGAACUUUUCCAAGUACGAGGAGCAAGGCAUCGGUAUUCAGUGGCACAACAUUAACAAGAGUCCAGAAGAGGGAGACCGCUACACCUUCAUCGUGUCCAUCAUCAUGAUGCUCUUUGAUGCUGCGUUUUACUGGCUGCUCACCUGGUACAUUGAGAAUGUCUUUCCAGGCCAAUACGGCAUCCCUAAGCCAUGGUACUUCCCUUUCACUUCAUCUUAUUGGCGUGGGAAGCCCUCCGUGACUGACGCUGACCCCGACUUGCUGAAGGACUCCACUGUACAUAACGAGUAUCUGGAGAAACCGCCACCCAAUAUGACAGCUGGGGUCUCAGUCCGCAAUCUUGUUAAAAUCUACAAGACUGGAAAGAAGCUUGCUGUGGACGGGCUGAGUGUGGACUUCUACGAGAAUCAAAUCACAUCUUUUCUCGGCCACAAUGGAGCCGGAAAAACAACCACAAUGUCAAUUCUGACAGGACUGUUCCCACCUACAUCAGGAACAGCUCUCAUCAACGGAUAUAACAUCCAGACUGACAUGGACAGCAUCCGAAAGUACUUGGGAAUGUGCCCACAGCACAAUGUCUUAUUCAAUGAGCUGACAGUGGAGGAGCAUAUCUACUUCUACGCCAGGCUGAAAGGACUGAGUCGCGAUGAGGUGAAAAUUGAGAUGGACCAGAUGAUUAAGGAUGUUGGUUUACCCCAUAAGCGAAAGGAUCUUGCUAAGAACCUGUCAGGUGGGAUGCAGAGGAAGCUGUCUGUGGCUAUAGCAUUUGUUGGUGGCUCAAAAAUCGUCAUCUUAGAUGAACCUACAGCAGGAGUGGACCCCUAUGCCCGCAGGGGUAUCUGGGAACUGCUGUUAAAGUACAAACAAGGUCGCACCAUCAUUUUGUCUACACACCACAUGGAUGAGGCAGACAUCUUAGGUGACCGCAUUGCCAUCAUCUCCCACGGCAAGAUGCGUUGCUGUGGCUCCUCACUCUUCCUGAAGAAAUGUUUUGGUAGCGGCUACUACCUCACUCUGGUCCGAGACGGGACUGAAAACAUGACAGCCCAGAGUGACGGCAUCUUACACGGUCAGGCCAAGCAGGGAAAAGAUUGUCCUUCGAGGAGAAGCAGCCUGGAUGAUGGCAUCGGCAGCCAAAGCUGGAGCAACUCUGAACCCUCAGACUUGACAGCUGUGGGUCAUCUUGUGAGGCGCCACGUCCCUGAGGCAGUCUUCUUGGAGAGCAUCGGCCAGGAGAUCACCUACAUACUGCCUUACGGUGGAGCCAGAGAUGGGACCUUUGCCCUGCUCUUCCAAGAGCUCGACCUGGCAAUGGCUGACCUCGGCCUGACGAGCUACGGCAUCUCUGACACCACGCUGGAGGAGAUAUUUCUAAAAGUGGCAGAGGAUACCGGAGUGGAUGCAGAAAUACCAGCAACAAAGGAGCUGUUGGUGAGAGACUGCAAAAGAAGCUCCCGCGAAUCCAAGCGAAACAGCAUUGCCAGCGUCCACAUUAAAACAGUCUCUGGAAUGAAUGAAUUAAAGGAAAAAUUCACACGUAAAGUGGAAGACUUAACAAAGAACGCCAGUGUCAGUGGGAAGGGAUCCACAGUCAUCACCGGAUGGAAGCUGAUCAGGAGGCAGUUCCUGGCACUCUUUAUCAAGCGCUUCCACAACGCCCGAAGGAGCCGCAAGGGACUCAUUGCCCAGGUGGUCCUGCCUGCUGUUUUUGUGUGCAUGUCUCUGAUCUUCUCACUCAUCGUCCCACCGUUCACUGAGUAUCCGAGUCUGGAGCUGCAACCCUGGAUGUACGGUCUGCCUCAAACCACCUUUUACAGCAACGACGGGCCAGAUAAUGCCGAGGUGUCUCAGGUGGUGGAAACCUUGGUGAACAAGCCUGGCUUUGGGACACGCUGCAUGAAUGGAGACCCAAUACCGAAGUUGCCGUGUUCUUCUAGUGGCUCUGAUUGGUUCACUCCAUCCGUGGAUCAGUCCGUCACUGACAUCUUCCUCAACGGGAACUGGAGCAUGUCUAACCCCUCCCCCUCCUGUCAGUGCAGCACUCCGCAACGGACAAUAAUGUUACCUGACUGUCCACUCGGUGCAGGAGGACUCCCUCCGCCUCAGAGGAUCCAGAACACAACAGACACACUGUUGGAUUUAACUGGAAGGAACAUGACGGACUUCUUGGUCAAGACUUUUGAACACUACGGUAAAACAAGGUACGGAGGGAUCUCUGUCGGAGCGGUCAACUCACAAGUCCUUCUGACUGAGGGAGCAAUUGAAGUUGCAUUCAGUGAUCUUAAAGACCUGUUCAGUUCAUUUCAGGAUAAUGUGACUGAUCAGAUCUUCCAGAAGGCUAAGACGCUGCUGAAGAAGCUGGGAACCAGGGACAACGUGAAGGUGUGGUUCUACAACCAGGCCUGGCACGGCAUGGUGUCCUUCAUCAGUGUGGCCAACAACGCCAUCCUGAGGGGAAAUCUGCCGGCAGGACAGGAACCCCGCCAGUACGGCAUCUCUGUGUCCAAUCACCCCCUCAACCUCACCAAGGAGCAGCUCUCGUAUAUUGCCAUGGCCACAACCUCUACUGAUGUGGUGGUGUCCAUCUGCGUUAUCUUUGCCAUGUCCUUCAUCCCUGCCAGCUUUGUCCUCUUCCUCAUCCAAGAGAGGGUGACCAAAGCCAAGCAUCUGCAAUUUGUCAGUGGAGUAAACCCGGCUGUCUACUGGUUGGCCAAUUUUGCCUGGGACAUGUGUAACUACAUCAUCCCAUGUUUGAUUGUGAUUGGGAUCUUCCUCAGCUUUCAGCAAAAAGCCUAUGUUUCACCUGCUAACCUGCCUGCUUUGAUUCUGCUGCUUAUUCUGUAUGGCUGGUCCAUCACCCCCAUGAUGUACCCCGCCUCCUUCAUCUUCAGCGUGCCCAGCACAGCCUACGUGGUGCUGACCUGCAUCAACCUCUUCAUUGGUAUUAACGGCAGCGUGGCCACCUUUGUUAUGGAGCUCUUUGAUGAUGAUAAUGUCUCCCGCAUCAACAACAUAGUGAAGCAGGUGCUGCUGAUAUUCCCACAUUUCUGUCUGGGCAGAGGGCUAAUUGACAUGGCUAAGAACCAGGCAAUGGCCACCCUCUUCAGCGGUUUUGGAGAAGACCGUUUUAAGGACCCACUCAGCUGGGAAAUGGUGGGAAAGAACCUUUUCGCCAUGGUUAUCCAGGGAGUUGUCAUGUUUGCCCUCACAAUUCUCAUCCAGUAUAAGUUCUUCUGCAAACCAAGGCUUAUUUCGGGGAAGUCGUUAUCUGCAGAGGAAGAGGAUAUCGAUGUUGCCCGGGAGCGUAAGCGGGUUUAUGAAGGCAAGGCCCAGAACGACCUUCUGAGGAUCUGUGACCUCACUAAGGUAUACUCUCGGAAGAGCACCCCUGCUGUGGACAGGCUAUGUGUGGGCGUACCUGCUGCAGAGUGCUUUGGUUUGCUCGGAAUCAACGGAGCUGGGAAAACCACCACGUUCAAGAUGCUGACAGGAGACAUCCCAGUCUCCAGUGGAGAGGCCUUCCUAAAUGGAUACAGCAUACGGACAGAAAUGAGAGACGUGCACCAGAACUUGGGCUACUGUCCCCAGUUUGACGCUAUUGAUGACCUGCUGAAUGGGCGAGAGCAUCUGGAGUUUUACGCCAGGUUACGAGGGGUACCAGAAAAAGAGGUCUCCAUGGUGGCUGAGUGGGGGAUCCAGAAGCUGGGGCUGGUCAAAUAUUCCACCAAGUCAGCAGGAACCUACAGCGGUGGGAACAAACGCAAACUUUCUACAGCGAUAGCCCUGAUCGGUUGUCCUCCUGUGAUUUUCCUGGAUGAGCCAACCACGGGGAUGGACCCAAAAGCCCGGCGCUUCCUGUGGGACUGCAUCCUGAGUAUCAUCAAAGAGGGACGCUCAGUCAUUCUCACAUCACACAGUAUGGAGGAGUGUGAAGCACUUUGCACACGCAUGGCCAUCAUGGUAAACGGUCGCUUCAUGUGCUUCGGAAGCAUCCAGCAUCUGAAGAACAGGUUUGGUGAUGGCUACACAGUGAUCGUGAGGGUUGGUGGCUCUCCUCCCGUGUUGACGCCAGUUGAGGACUUCAUGCAGCAGAACUUCCCAGGCAGCGUCCUGAAGGAGAAGCAUCACAACACGCUGCAGUAUCAGCUCCCAUACACACAGGGAGCUUUGGCCAACAUCUUCAGCCAGUUCACCAUCCAUCAGCACAGUCUGGGUGUGGAAGACUACUCUGUGUCUCAGACCACUCUGGAUCAGGUCUUUGUAAACUUUGCAAAGCACCAGCAUGGGGAGAAGGACCUCGAGGCCCAUGACAACCCAGUGGACACUUCAGAUGAGCUGCCAUUCGAGUCUGUUAAGACCUCCCAAGAAGCAGAGAAGGUGUAACACCAAACUUGUCACUUUUGCACAGCCUUGUUUAGAGACCGAGCGUACUAAUGCCUGGAACUGGUCAACAGUGACAUUUUAUUAUUUAUGGUGGCUUCCAUAACUAUUUCUACCCAUGCUUAACCAUCUAUAACAUAACUAAUCCAAAACAUGUUAAACUAUAAAUGUCUUUAACUUAAAAUUAAAUGUUAUUUCUGUCUAAGAACUGUAUUUUCUUAAGUCUAAAAGAAAUAUUUUAUUUUCUCAAAUAGCUAAAAAGGUUGUUUCAGAAAUGUUUAUGUUCAACAACUGACACAAUGCAGUGUGCAACUAACACAGUUUGAUUUUGUUUUGAGUGUACUGCUGACCUUUCUAUACCUCAGGAGGACUGAAUGAUCCUCUGAAAGCAUCAUACAUUGCACUGUAUUUAGGAUAUCUCAGGAAUGAACUUCAAAUUUAAUUAUAUUUCUUUACAUUUACAUCUUCACAAAAUUAAUGAUAUUUUGCAUGGUACAACUAUAUAAAAGAGUAGAUGCGGCCCUGAUGUGUUUCAGUGGGUGAGCAGGUCAAAUAUCGAGCUCCAUACUGAUUAAUAGUUGAAUCACCUAUUGACAUUUAUAGACAUAUCAAAGAAUACUCAGAAGCGACUAAUCUAGGAAUAUUUGUCAACACAAAUCAUAAAAGGCAUUUAUCCAUAGUUGUUUCCAACCUCACACUGUGAUUCGCCGACAGGCGCUUGAUGAUUACCUGUGAUAUUAAAAUUAAUAACAACAACUCUGUCAGAUGUGUUGACUCUGAAUGUCUGAAUGAGCCUCCAGUGAGCUGUAGAUGGUGUUUAAUGAACGACACUGAGGUUUAUGGCAGUGGGACAAUGCAGAGUCAGAGUCAACCAGCUGUCAAACAUGUCUGCAAGAAAGACAGCACGUCCCAUGCGUGCACCAGCCACGACAUUCGAGGCAUUGCUGUCUGUUUGUAUCAUGAAUAUAACCGGAGACAUAUCAGAAAUACCUCUCAACAAUUACUAAUGAAUCUAGAUGAAGGAGAUUUUUUAAUGGACUGCUUGCUGGUAUUGGCGCUGGUGUGUUUGUCUAUGACCUCUAGACAUUUAGUGGCACUAUGAUAGAAUACAGCACUCCGUCUCAUGCACAGAGCUCCAAGGUUAAAGUGAAUAUAUUGUGUCACAAUGUGCCUUUUAAACACCCAUUGACAGCCCUUAUCAAUCAACAUUGACACUGGAUAGCAGCAUGCCUUAUUUCUAAUAACAAAAAUGUAAAGUUUUUAAACUGUAAAAUGGCUUUUCUGUUAAUUACACAACACAGCUGUUUUUUAAUGUUAUAUGUGCAAUUUUGACUCAGGAAUCUGCAGGGAAAGCGUUAUUCAUACUAAAGUCUUGUUAUUUUCCCAAUGCAUUUUGCUUAUGCAGCUUACAUUACUUGGCACUUACUUCAGAAUGUAAAUACUUCUUCAAUUCACCACUCACGGGCGGUCUGGUUUACCUUGAGAGCUUGACAUAAUUUGUAUGCUGUGCUAAGUCCUCACAUUACUAUAAUGCCCGCUGAAUAGAAUAAUGACAAAUAUUUGCACUGAAUAUUGAUUCAUGUCAAGACAGAUUAAUAAACAUUUACACAAAUUGUAA